Messenger RNA from Nicotiana tabacum (common tobacco), 513 nucleotides. Lineage: Eukaryota; Viridiplantae; Streptophyta; Magnoliopsida; Solanales; Solanaceae. The record is from RefSeq and is a predicted model, not a curated record.
AUGGGAGAACUGAAUUUCUUCCUAGGACUUCAAGUAAAGCAAUCUAAGAAGGGAACAUUGAUAAGUCAGCAAAAGUACAUCAAGGAGCUGCUGAAAAGGUUUGAUAUGGAAGCCUCAAAAGUUAUCGACACGCCCAUUGUAACAGCUACUCGUCUAGACAUGGAUGAACCUGUUUUUGAUCUUAUUGGGUAUGUUGAUAUUGAUUAUGCUGGAUAUCUAGUGGACAAGAAAAGCACUUCUAGGAUGGCACACUUCUUGGGUUCCUGCUUAAUCUCAUGGGGUACAAGGAAGCAGAAUUUUGUGCUACUUUCAAUUGUAGAAGUUGAAUAUGUAGUAGUUGCCUCUUGCUGUGCUCAACUUUUGUGGAUCAAGCAACAAUUGGAAGAUUUCAGAGUAGACACGCUUGAUGAUUACAAAGCAAAUAAGCAUUUGAAGUUGUACACACCGGUAAAAAAGGCAAAGCUUACAGACAAGAGAUCAGUUAGGGAACCUGGUUCUCCUGACACAGGUUAG